Kuraishia capsulata CBS 1993 is the source of this 1161-nucleotide messenger RNA. RefSeq lists its product as uncharacterized. Gene Ontology annotation, biological process: transsulfuration; 'de novo' L-methionine biosynthetic process. Gene Ontology annotation, cellular component: cytoplasm. The record is from RefSeq and is a predicted model, not a curated record. The coding region runs from base 1 to 1161 and encodes 386 amino acids. The transcript has a single exon. NCBI's taxonomy places the organism in Eukaryota, Fungi, Ascomycota, Pichiomycetes, Pichiales, Pichiaceae. Gene Ontology annotation, molecular function: pyridoxal phosphate binding.
AUGUCCAUCCCCAAGAAAUACAGCCUUGAGACAGACGUUGUCUUUGUUGGUCACGAUGACCAGUUUAACUCCUCUGUGCCGCCGUUGUACCAGACAGCCACUUUCAAGCAGGAGUCACUCUCCAACAUGGGCGAGUACGACUACACCCGUUCAGGUAACCCCACGCGUACCACUGUCCAACAGCAUCUGGCUAAGGUUAUGAGGGCGAAGUCCGUUUUUGCUGUUACCAGCGGCAUGAGUGCCAUGGACACCAUUUCACGGUUACUUAGUCCCGGUGAUGAGGUCAUUGCCGGAGACGAUCUGUAUGGAGGAACUCACCGGCUACUGGUCUAUCUCCAAAAGAUGUCCCAGAUCAAGGUCAGUCACUACGAUACUACAGACACCGAUCUGGUGAAGUCCAAGAUCUCUUCGAAGACAAAGAUGAUUUUUCUGGAGUCCCCCACAAACCCACUUAUCAAGUGUGUGGAUGUGCGGGAAAUCACCAGGCACGCCCACGAGGUGAAUCCAGAAUGCAUAGUUGUGUUUGAUAACACCAUGAUGUCGCCUAUUCUCAUGAACCCGCUGGAGUUGGGUGUGGAUAUCCACUACGAGUCUGCCACCAAGUAUCUUAAUGGCCAUCACGAUAUCAUGGCUGGUGUGAUUGCCGUGAACAACCAAGACUUGGCUGCCAAAAUAUAUUUCAUCAUCAACUCGACUGGAUGUGGUCUUUCACCAUUUGACUCGUGGUUGUUGGUGCGUGGGCUGAAAACUCUUGCUUUGCGUGUGGAGAGACAGCAAGAAAACGCUAUCAAAAUCGCACACUGGCUCGAGUCCAAGGGCCUCAAGGUCAGAUACCCGGGCCUGAAAUCACAUCCUCAAUAUGAGCUGCACAAGUCGAUUGCAAGAGGCCCUGGAGCCGUACUUUCGUUUGAAACUGGGUCUGUGGAGACCAGUGAGAAGAUCGUCGACGGCUGCGACCUAUUUGGUGUCACAGUUUCCUUCGGAUGUGUGAACUCGUUGAUUUCACUUCCUUGCAAAAUGUCUCACGCUUCUAUUGACGAAAAGACCAGGAGCGAAAGGGCCCUUCCAGAGGACCUAAUAAGGCUGUGUAUUGGCAUAGAGAACUGUGACGAUCUGAUCGGUGAUCUAGAACAUUCCCUGAGGGUUGCCGGUGCAAUUUGA